Aphidius gifuensis is the source of this 416-nucleotide messenger RNA. Its product is annotated as dynein axonemal light chain 4-like. Gene Ontology annotation, molecular function: dynein intermediate chain binding; dynein light intermediate chain binding. Gene Ontology annotation, cellular component: dynein complex. The transcript has a single exon. The record is from RefSeq and is a predicted model, not a curated record. NCBI's taxonomy places the organism in Eukaryota, Metazoa, Arthropoda, Insecta, Hymenoptera, Braconidae. Gene Ontology annotation, biological process: microtubule-based process. Bases 45 to 368 code for a protein of 107 amino acids.
AAUUUAUAUUUUUGUUAAAUCAUAAAAGAUAGUAUUAAUUUAAAAUGUCUGCUGGUGAAAUUAAGAAAGAAAAUCCAGUACAAAUAUUUCAUACAUAUCCAUUUUGUAAAUUGAGUGAUAUGGCUGAUGAUAUUAAACAAGAGGCUAUGGAAUUAUGUACAACAGCUGCUGAAAAAUAUUCAACAAAUUAUGAACAUGCUGCUAAAAUGAUAAAACAAAGUCUUGAUCAAAAAUUUGGUCCACCAUUUCAAGUUGUUGUUGGUGAAUCAUUUGGUUUUUCUGUAACACAUCAAGAAAAAAUGUUACUUUAUAUGUACACUGGUGGAAAUAUUGCUAUUCUUAUUUGGCGAACAGUUGCUGAUUAUUAAAUAUAAAUAAAUUAUACAAAAAAAAUUUAUAAUUUUAUAUAAAUAUCA